AUGCCUCUGAUCGUGCAGAAUGUCAAACCUCGCGUCAUUCUGGGUUUGAUGACUUUUGGUCCUGAUACUGAAGCAGGCGCACGCAUCACUUCCCUAGAUGACUACAAAAAAUGUCUAGACUAUUUCCAGCAGCAAGGCUAUAACGAAAUUGAUACUGCCCGCACCUACGUUGACGGGAAACAGGAAGCCUUUACAGCCCAAGCGGGCUGGAAGGAACGGGGCCUCACCAUAGCGACCAAAUGGUAUCCUAAAGAACCAGGCCACCACCACGCCAAUGUUGUGAAAGAGAAACUCAAUCAGUCUCUGAAAGAGUUGCAAACAGAUUGCGUUGAUAUUUUUUAUUUGCAUGCAGCGGAUAGAUCGGUCCCCUUCGCAGAGACGUUAGAGGCUGUCAACGAGCUCCAUAAGGAAGGGAAAUUUGUGCAACUUGGAUUGAGUAAUUAUUCAGCCUUUGAAGUUGCGGAGAUCGUCACUAUGUGCAAUGGGCGCGCCCGCUCGAUUGAAUCAGAACUCAUCCCCGCCUGCAGACGCUACGGUAUCGACGUGGUAAUUUACAACCCGCUAGCCGGUGGCCUCUUAUCCGGUAAAUACAAAACCACCGAAAUGCCAGCUACCGGCCGUUUUGCGAACCCGUCCUUAGGCGCUAUGUACCGCAAACGAUACUUCAGAGAUGCGAACCUCGACGCUCUACGUAUCAUUGAGCCGGUCGUGCAGAAGCAUAAUCUAACGCUAGUCGAGACCGCACUCCGCUGGGUGCAUCAUCACUCUGCGCUGAAUAUUGGAACCGGACCGUCAUCGCGCGAUGGAAUUAUCAUUGGCGUGGGCAGCUUUGAGCAGCUGCAGGCGAAUUUAGCGGAUAUGGAGAAAGGGCCGUUACCCAAGGAGGUUGUGGACGCACUGGAUGAGGCGUGGCUGAUUGCGAAAGCAACGAGCACAGACUACUGGCAUAUGGAUUUGAAAUAUACGUAUAAUACGGUUGAAGCCUUGUUCGGACCUAAAGCUUGA
Messenger RNA from Histoplasma capsulatum G186AR, 1005 nucleotides. Its product is annotated as aldo/keto reductase. The record is from RefSeq and is a predicted model, not a curated record. Gene Ontology annotation, molecular function: oxidoreductase activity. Lineage: Eukaryota; Fungi; Ascomycota; Eurotiomycetes; Onygenales; Ajellomycetaceae. The transcript has 2 exons. The coding region runs from base 1 to 1005 and encodes 334 amino acids.